AAACUAAAGAAUUUUCUAAAUUAAAGAAACUAUGAAUGAGAAAGAACUAGGGUUUGGAUUUCAUUUAAUUCUGAAUUAUGCAACUGUUUCAUUAAUUUAAUUCAAGUUCAAAUAAUAGUGUUAUUGCAUGAGAUGGCGGAUUUCCCUAAAUUAAUUAACUAGCUUUCUCAAGUCAAGCUAAUCCUUCAUUUGUUUGCCAAAUUAAUCAUAUCUCUAUGUAAUUUUAAACAAACUAAUGAGCAUUAAAUUCUAUGGAAACCUCUAGCUUAAGAAGGGGGAGCUACUAACUCUCUUCUCUUCCUCCACUACCACAUGUGAGCUAAUUACCUCUCGGUCUCAUAGUCUAGUAAUUAGCUCACGGUUUAUAUUAUUAUUGGUCUAAUCUACGCAAUUCUUUCUCAAGUUCAUGCGUAAAUCACUAAAUCAAUUGAAAGGUGAUCAGGCUCUCAAUGCAUUAAACUCAAUAAUAUAAACUCAUCAUGCAAAUAACCAAUAUAUCUUGAAUUAAACUAACAAAAACAGUCACAUAUUCCAAAAAUUAAAAUCCAUCCAUCCCUAGUUCAAAGAAAUUUAGCUAUGCAUGAUUAUGUUGUCAACAGCAGUCAUAAUUCGGUAAUUCCAGUAGACAAUCAUGAUAAAAAAUUCAAAUUAAGAAUCAACAACACCCGUCCAAUGAAGAACAAGCCAAGCUUGUGCUGCUGUCCCUCCCUAACAAAGCUGGUUGAGAAGAACAGAGGCUGUCGGCGGUGUUGGCUCUUUCACGAACAGAUUUGGGUGGGCGUUCUCCCUUCUGCUGGUGAACAGAUUUUCGGGGCUUCUUCUCCUUGUUCAGAUGCGAACUGAUUGGUCUUAGCAGCAUAUUAUUGCAUUUAUGAUCUUCAAAUCUUGAUCACUAUUGUUGGAAACAAUUUUCUUAACCUCUAUGAUAAAUGCAAAAUUUGGCA
This is a messenger RNA of Rubroshorea leprosula, 944 nucleotides long. The record is from the annotation of a GenBank genome assembly. Lineage: Eukaryota; Viridiplantae; Streptophyta; Magnoliopsida; Malvales; Dipterocarpaceae.